Molecule: messenger RNA, 3018 nt
Organism: Nicotiana attenuata
Lineage: Eukaryota; Viridiplantae; Streptophyta; Magnoliopsida; Solanales; Solanaceae
Exons: 5
Coding region: 317-961 (214 amino acids)
Source: RefSeq, a predicted model, not a curated record
UGGCUGAUAUUUUAAAGUUAGUGGGAGAGGGAGAUAAAGUUAGGGUUUAGAAGAAAAAUCGGGUAAAGCACUUCUCCACUCCCUUCCUUGGCAUAACUCUUCAACCUCCUCCAUACCCACCAAACUCGUCCAUACCCACCAAAUAGAAUUCCACAACAUUGUAAAAUGGAGGAAGAAACCGUCUUUUGGCGCUGGUUUUUGGGAUUUUUGGCUCCAAACGAAUGUCAGGAUAACCACUAUAUAUAUAUGAGAAAAAUGACUGGAAAAAAUACAUUGCAAAGUGAAGCAAAAUUUCUGAACAGAAUUCUACAAAUCAAUGGCACCAGGCGGACGAGUCUCUAGACAAACCACAAUUACAGGUGCUUCUACUCAAGCAAGCCGAUCAUCUGAUCCAUCAAAUAGUAAUAAUCCUACUCCUAAUACAGAUGAUUCAACUAGAAUCAGGAAAGGUCGUGGAAGGACAAUGGGAAAAGGUCUUGAGAAAAUGAAGAAGUCUAUGGGGAGAAAGAUGGUUAUAGACAUCCCUGUUGGUAAAGGAAGGCCAGUUAAGGCAAUUCCAUCAGCAAAGCUAUCAAAUGAGUUAGGAAUUAUUGCUCGCAACUUUCUUUCGCUUCCAAACAAGUGGAAGGAACUCACAAGAGAUGAUAAGGAUGCAGCAUUAAUUAGAUGCCAUGAGAAGUUUGAAAUUAACUUGGACGAGCAUUACACCAAAGAUAGCUGUGAGGAUAUUCUGAAAAAUAGAAGCCGACAAUGGCGCUACAAAUUAAAAAAGCUAUUUGAAAGUGCAAGCUCCGAGGAAGAGGCUCGUAAAAUUAAAGUGCCGGAGUUGACCCCGGAAAAUUGGAACAGGCUCUGUGACAUGUGGGCGAAUCCAGAGCAUAAGGUAAUUUUUAUUCAUAUUUGUCUCGUUAUAUGUUUUUUCUGGCAACCAACAUUCAUGAUUUCUCAAAGAAAAAGGUAAUUUAAGUAAUUAAGUAUGCGAACAAUCAAAAUAUACAGAAGAUAUUUUCAGAACAUAUUUUUCUCUACUUUGUAGCUGCAACAUUCAUUCAUGGAUGAUAUGGCUUACAUUAAUAUGAGUAGACCCUUACAGAAGAUACAAAUAAGAGUAGAAAAUAAAAUGGGAGUAAAAAAGAGAAAAAAGGAUCCUUUAAAUGCCUCUGAAAAAUGCAACCUUUGAGAAGAGCUUGAUGUGGUUCUUUAGUUUAUGUCCACUCUUUUAUGCUAACAUCUGAGAACUUAUAGUGCGAAAUUCAGUGUUAGAAAAAGUUGUCGCUUCCUCGCUUUACCCCUUCCUCGCUUCUGCCAUGUGAAGCGACUCAGGUAGGAAAAAGUGACCGCUUCCCACUAAAAAGCGAGAAGCGACCAAGCGACGCGUAGCGGAAGCGAGCGCUUCUUUGUUUUAAACAGCUGCCAGCCUAUUUAAUUAAAAAAGAAGGGUUUUCAGUGUUCUUUUAUUAAACACAACCAGCAGAGCAUCUGAGAGUCUCUGCGACUAGGGUUCUUCAACAGAGAUUCCAGCAACAGGUAUGUGAUGAUUUUCUCUUCUUCUUCUGAUUUCUUCUCUUCUUCUCCUGACUUCUUCUUCUUCUUUUUCUUCUGACUUCUUCUUCUUCUUCUCUUUCACUGUUUCAACGUCCAAAUAGUAACGAAAUGCUGGCGAUUUUUUUUUUACCUCCAGUUCUUUCCCGGAAUCCAGCAACAGAAUUUUUUUUACCUUCAGUUCUUCUUUCACAGUUUCUUAGUUUUUAUUGCCUUUUCUUAUGUGCUAUGUAGUUGUUCUUUUAAUGGCACCAAAAGAAGAUAGGUACAUGUGUUGUCUAUGCAGUAUUAUUUUAAUAUAUAUUUUUUUAAAUUCUGCUUCACUUCAAAAAAGCGAGCGCUUCGCUUCUCGCUUUAAGCGAAAUGGGGGUUGUCGCUUUUCCUCGCUUCAUGCUAUUUUUAACACUGGUGCGAAAUGAUAAUAAGCUGUAGUAUCAUAUUUGUUUCAUUAUAAUUUUAUUUACUUAUAUUUAUAUAUUCUUUGUAGAGGUGAUGCGAGAUAAACAAGGUCAAUCGAACAAAGCUGAAAUGUAAUCAUUUCAUGGGGUCAAGAGCUUUUGUAGCUGCUCGUGCUGAAAUAGUAAGUUAUACUAUUUUUACUUUUUUGUAACUUCUCCAAUCUCUAUGCUUGGUAGGCGAAGACUGAAAUCUCAAGGGACAUUUUUAAUAUUCAAAAUGGUGAAAAAAAGAAAAGAUCUUGCACAUACUUUUAAGUAUUGCUAUUUUUCAUUCAUAAUUCACAUCAAGUUAUUUUCUUGCUGUUGUUGUGCAAGUUUUCUUUUUGCAAUUGCUGAGUAUUCUAGAGCUUGUUUGGCCUAUUUAUUGCUGUUGAGGCUCUGUUUGUGACUCGUUGUUGGAUUUCUAGUUUUCUUAUAUGGCAUUUCGUGAACCGGUUAGCUUCUUUUGCUUUGCUGAUAUCUGGCUUCGUCUUGUGAGGAUCAUCUGCCGUGUUGGCUCUGAACUCCAUAUUUGCACUGGGAUCAAUCACUUCUUUAACCACUUGUUUCCAUGUUAAUGCAGUUUAUGAGUGUUUUGAUAACAUAACUUGGCACUUAAAACUAGACAUAUAACUUAGUUAAGUAUUAGACUUUUCAUGCUCUUAAGUAGUAAAUUACUAGAACUUGGCUGUUAAGAUCUUAUUAUGUUUUGGUGUAAACUGUAACUUGUAAAUGAUACUGAAAUCUUGUUAGAUCUCAUUUCCUAAUUUACAGCCCCAACGUUAGUGCUGAUACUCAAUAAAACUUACCUUUUCUAAGAAAAAAGAAGUAGAAAACUUGAUUCUCAUCAGACAUUCCAUCAACUAUACUUUUAUAUUUGAAGAUUAAUGUAUCCACUGAUUUAGUUAAUAUCUGAUCUCUUCUCAUACAGAAGGCAUAUCUUCUAUGUAAAGCAGUUAUUUUUAUUUUAUUUAUGUUUGAGUUGUUCGAACUCAGAAAGCAUUCUGUGUCAGUUUUUCCACUUCCUUUCUAUUUGCUU